AUGCAUGCAAUAAAGUGGUUCUCAGCGCUCGUGUCCGACUCCCUCCUUCAGGUCCACCACCCCCAGCCCUGGCCUAGCCUUGGGACAGUGCCCCGCCCUCCGGGUUCUGGCGGCAGCGGCUGCGACCCAGGAGCCCGGCCCCCUGGGCGCCCCCUGCUCCGCCGCCUGCUGCUCGCCGCGCUCUUGCAGCUGGCCCCCGCCCAGGCCCCUGUCUCCCAGCCUGAUGCCCCUGGCCACCAGAAGAAAGUAGUGUCAUGGAUAGAUGUGUAUGCUCGUGCCACCUGCCAGCCGCGGGAGGUGGUAGUGCCUCUGACUGUGGAGCUCAUGGGCACUGUGGCCAAGCAGCUGGUGCCCAGCUGUGUGACUGUGCAGCGCUGCGGUGGCUGCUGCCCUGACGACGGCCUGGAGUGCGUGCCUACUGGGCAGCACCAAGUCCGGAUGCAGGUACUGGGGCAGGUGAAGUGUGCUUGGCUGCGGUGGAUGCUGGCGCUC
Molecule: messenger RNA, 492 nt
Organism: Pteropus alecto (black flying fox)
Lineage: Eukaryota; Metazoa; Chordata; Mammalia; Chiroptera; Pteropodidae
Gene: VEGFB
Product: vascular endothelial growth factor B
Exons: 4
Biological process (GO): positive regulation of angiogenesis; induction of positive chemotaxis; positive regulation of mast cell chemotaxis
Cellular component (GO): membrane
Molecular function (GO): vascular endothelial growth factor receptor 1 binding; chemoattractant activity; growth factor activity
Source: RefSeq, a predicted model, not a curated record